This is a messenger RNA of Helianthus annuus (common sunflower), 1408 nucleotides long. Its product is annotated as short-chain dehydrogenase TIC 32 B, chloroplastic. The record is from RefSeq and is a predicted model, not a curated record. Lineage: Eukaryota; Viridiplantae; Streptophyta; Magnoliopsida; Asterales; Asteraceae. The transcript is spliced from 7 exons. Bases 127 to 1203 code for a protein of 358 amino acids.
ACCCUAGCAAACAAUAAAUACCCAAGUCAAAUAUUUGACUUCCUCACUCCUCAUUUUCCUCCAAUAACAAAUCUUAGUGGUGAAGAGUGAAGACCACCCACUUAUGGUGGACCAUGGAGUAGGAGAAUGUUGAAAACAAGCAUAUAUAUUUUUGUCUAUAUAUUUGGUGUCAUUGCAUUGGUGUGGAGGGUUGUGAUAAGGUGUAAACAAAACAUGAAGGGCACCGUUAGGUACUUGGCUGGGAUUGCAGGUCAAAGUGGAUAUGGAUCAAAGUCAACUGCUGAACAAGUUACUCAAGAUUGUUCUUCACUUCCUCCUCAUCUCACUGCUAUUGUCACUGGAGCUACAUCCGGAAUUGGGGCAGAGACCGCACGUGUGUUAGCAAAGAGAGGGGUGAGGAUUGUGAUUCCUGCAAGGGAUCUACGAAAGGCGAGUCAAGUGAAAGAAAAUAUACAAAGGGAGACCCCGAAUGCUGAGAUUAUAAUUUUGGAGAUCGAUCUCAGUUCAUUUGCUUCAAUCAGGAAAUUUUGUUCUGAGUUUUUGUCGUUAGACAUACCACUUAAUAUUCUCAUAAAUAACGCAGGGAAAUUUUCCCAUAAGCUGGAGUUCUCAGAAGACAAAUUUGAGAUGACUUUUGCUACAAAUUACUUGGGUCAUUUCUUGUUAACGGAACUCGUGUUAGAAAAGAUGAUAGAAACCGCAAAACAAACGGGAGUUGAAGGAAGAAUAGUAAACGUUUCUUCUGUAAUUCACGGCUGGGUGAAAAAAGACCAUUUCAGUUUUAACGGAAUGCUUCAACCAAAAUAUUAUAAUGCCACACGAGCAUAUGCACAAUCAAAGUUGGCCAACAUAAUGCAUGCUAAUCAACUUGCAAAACAACUAAAGGCAAUGAAUGCAAAUGUAACAAUCAACGCAGUACAUCCAGGGAUUGUGAAAACCGGAAUCAUCAGGGAUCAUAAAGGCGUUAUUACAGAUUCAAUUUUCUUCAUUGCUUCUAAGUUUCUGAAAACUACGUCACAAGGUGCAUCAACUACAUGUUAUGUUGCUUUGAGCCCGAAAACGAAAGGGGUGACCGGUAGAUAUUUUGCGGAUUGUAAUGAGAUCCGGUGUUCAUUGCUUGCGAAUGAUGAUUCGGAAGCGCACAAGUUGUGGAAACAAACUCGGGCGCUCAUCCAUAAACGAUGUCUACGAGUACAACUAUGACCUUGAAUUUUUAUUAUUUUGUGUUCAGUUAUAUAUAUAUACAUGGCUAUGAUCUAGCUCGAUGUAUAUGUGUAGAUAUAAAUGUAUAUCACGACAUUCACCAAGAUGAAAGAUAAAGUACCACAAGUAAUUAGUUGAUUGGUUGCUACCAUGGCAGCUAAAUGUGAUCAUUUAUUAUAAUUAAUAAACCAUUGGUUUCCAUAAA